This is a messenger RNA of Drosophila subobscura, 4724 nucleotides long. It is a transcript of the gene milt, whose product is annotated as trafficking kinesin-binding protein milt. The transcript has 4 exons. Lineage: Eukaryota; Metazoa; Arthropoda; Insecta; Diptera; Drosophilidae. The record is from RefSeq and is a predicted model, not a curated record. The coding region runs from base 78 to 3839 and encodes 1253 amino acids.
CAGUUAAACUUUAAUUGUGUGUCAAACUUCGUGUAACAGUUAAGGUUCGCGUUUAAAAACAAUGCAAGUUCACCAAAAUGCCACUCCUCAACACUGUUUAUCGAAGUAAAAGCAAUCUACAAGAAUCACCACAACACCACCAGUUAAAUGGAAGCCAAUGUCUGCUCAAGAGAGUCGACAAUCUGCCCAUCAUUACAGAACUGGAUGCGGACGACUAUAGCCAAAGAUUUGAGAAUGGAACACAAUUGAAUAGCACCUUGAGGAGUGAAGAUGGUUUCAUAGAUUCAUCUCUGACCGCCAAGUCGAGCAGUUCCCUGGAGCCCAAUACAUCCGAAGAGUCCGCCAAUGGCACAAUCACCCUGCAGCCCUCCAAUGCCAGCAAACACUUUGAAAACACCUACAAACUGCUGGGCAAAAAUCUGCAGACGAACUGCCAGCGUACGGUGGACAAGCUACAGGAAAUAAGUGGCAGCUCCGACUUUGAAAGCAUUUCAAGCUCCUGCUCUUCCAUGUCGGCGAUCGUCAACGGUCUUGAGCCGCCGCCCACGCGGCUUGAACUCGAAUUGGAGGCAGUCGAUCGCAUGCGAUGCAUUGUGAAGCAAAUUAAGUCUGCGCCAAAGACCACAGAGUCGCCGAUAUCCGUCUCUGCCGCGUUGCUGGCCCUGCUCCAUGACUUUGCCUCGAAGGGGGAGCGAAAGAGCAGUGUUCCGGGGACACCUGCCCAGAGUCCCAUCUCGGGUGCCGUGGAGGCCCCUCUGUUUGAGCUGCCAUUGGAGCUGCUGCAGGCGGCCAGCUCCUGGGAGCUCAUGUACUAUGCCUCCAAGAAUGUCGAUGGCAAAAACUGUCUCAAAGUUGUACGAAGUCUCUUGACAAAUAAAGUUCUAUGCGGCAACCGUGUUAGCCAGAUGACUCGGGCAUACGAUGACAUUGAAGCCGUGACGCGUCUGCUGGAAGAGAAGGAGAAGGAUCUCGAGUUGACGGUGCAGAUUGGUAAGGAGCUGCUAACACAGAAUAAUGCGCUGGAAGCGCGGGUCACCGAUCUGGAAUCCGAUCUCAAGACAUCCAACGAUGAUCGGGCCCAACUGCUGCACGAACUCCACAAGAAAAACGAACUGAUUUCGGUGCUGACAAACGAUGCGGAUGAUGGCACAGAUAUGGAAACCCCCACUUUUUCUAAGUCCAUCACGCUGGAUCUCCUCCAGCGAAAGGUAAACACUCUGCUCGACGAAAACAAAUCACUCAAGUGCGAAGCCACAGAGUUGGCUCACAAAACCGACGAAGUGGAGGAACACGAGCGCCAAUUGAUGGCCGACAUCGGGGCGCAGCUGAACGACGUCAACUCGCAGUACGACAACAUCAGUCUCGAGUGCGAGAGGCAGCGCGAAGAGAAUCGUCUGCAACAUGAACAAAUUGUGAGUCUGACAGCCCGUCUGGCCGAGGCCGAGAUGCGGCUGCAUCAGCUGACACAGGACAACGAUGAGCAUCUGUCGCUACUGCACGUGACGAAGGAGAACCAGAAUGCGCUCGCCCUGGAGCUGGUGGAGUUCAAGCAGCGCUACGAAGAGGUACUGGCCCUGCUGCACUCGGCCCAGGGUCAGCUAAAGCAGCAGCGCAAGCGAUCACAGCCUCAGGCGAGGAGCUCUUUCCUGGGUGGAAUGGGAACGAGCGGAGCGGGCGGCGGGAUGCUGCAGCCGGACUCACUUCAUUGCGAACUGAUGGAAUCGUCGAUGUACUCGGAGAACAGUCUGGACUCGGGCAUCUCCGCGGACAGCCAGCGGGCGGCGGAUCGCAUAAACCGCAUGAUGAUGCAGAUGCCUGGCGGCAUGGGCUCGUCCGGUGUCGGUGGCAGUAUUUAUGCCGGUGCGGGCCUGGUGCCGCCCUACAAGCGGGUUUUCGAGACGGUCCGGUGUGCCGGCAAGAGCGGCCACUACAUGGACAGCGGCAAUGUGUCGAUGACCACCCUGGGCGCCAUGUCCAUGAGCAGCUCCUCCGGUCCGCGCAUGGCCUCCAUGGCGUAUCCAGCGGGCUCGUACUAUCGCGGCGGUAGCAAUCAGUCGUUGGGCGUUAAAACUCUUUCCAACGAGAGUCUCAACUCCCAGUCCGACGACGGCUAUCCAGUCCAGCCCUCUGGUGUUCCAGGAGCCCCCGGCGCUAGAGAACUGGAGGCGGCCCUCAAGCGUCUGACGCCCGGUGAGGUUCUGGCUCGCCGCGCAAUGCUCUCCUACGCCCCAGCAGGCACCUACAACUAUGAUGAGCCCCCGACGCAUGGGGGGGCGGGUGCCUUGAAUUCGAACUUACCGCUGGGCGUACGCACUCCCGAUAGCAUAAUGUCGACGGGAUCAUCGGGAAUGAGUGCCUCCUCUAAUCACAUGUCCGCCUCGAUGACGCAUCAGUGGCGUCUUCCAGAGAAGCUGCAGAUCAUCAAGCCGAUGGAGGGCUCCCAAACGCUUCAUCAUUGGUCGCGCCUGGCUACGCCAACGCUCAGUGGACUGCUGGACGAGCGUCCUGGUGUGACCAUUCGAGGAGGACGAGGUUUGGACGAUCUGGGCAUGCAGAUCUACACGCUGUCCGAUGUCGAGGAGGAUGUGAGCGAGGAGCUGCCGGGCAAGCAAUUUGAAGCGUCCGGCUCCACGUUCACGUACACAACGAGCGUGGUUAUGCAUCCGGAUGAUGGUUUCGUCAACGAUCUGUCGUUCUUGUCGCAAUCGCAGAUGUCCUCGCGCAUGGCCUCCACAUCGACAUCAAGACAGCCAAGUUGUCCCGUCACACCACGUGCUGGACUCUCGCGCAAGAACUCCUGCUCCACAUUCUCGGUGAACCUCGGUCUGGCCGGAAUGCUCAACGAGCGGGGCAUCAAGGCAGUGACACCCAGCGCUUUGAAUACGCCCGCGGGUCCAAACUUUUCGCCCACAGUGACGCCCUGCAAUAGUCCAGAGGGUUCGCCACCACGAUGCCAGUCGCCCGAGCCACUCUUUGGCCUGCUCUCGUCGGGAGCGGAUCUGAUACGCCGCAAGAUUGUGGGGGAUCAGCAGCAGCAGCAGAGGAGCAGUCUCAGCAAGCAGCAGCACCAGAAGAUCAUGCUGUCGCAUCUGGAGAGGCGCGCUCUUAGAUCUCUGAAUCUGAUCGAGAAGGUGGAGAGCAUUGGACUGGAGAACAUAAUCAGCGCACAGCGUGGCCUCGGAGCGGGCAUUGCGAAUCGCAGUAGCUCGUCGAUGAGCAGUGGAAGUCUCCAGACACUACACACCAGCAGCAAUAGCAUCGUGGAUGAUAUACACUUUGAUCGCGCUCAGAUUAAGGGUGUCCUACAUCGUGGACUAAAGUCCCAUACUCCAUCAUCAUCCGCAGCGGCGGUGGCUGCGACGCCUGCGAGCAGCAGUACUAGCGCCUACAACAGCGAUGACAGUGAUGAUCAGGGGCUUAUGAUGAAGAUUAGGCCCAAGAACACAUCAUCAACAACGAAGACGGAUGCGGCUGCUCAACAGACGGACGGAGUGAGUUCCUCGACGGGAGCACCUUCCACCUCCGCAGCCAGCGAGACACGACUGAAGCAAAUGCAGCGCCAGAAGUCGCGUAGGCAGCUUAAGAACGGCAUGGCCAACCAGAGGCCCGAUCUGGGCACUAUUGGUGGCGGCGGUGGAGGCAGAGUGCGUCCAGAUUUAGGUAGAGUAGCAGAUAGCGGCAGCGGCAGCAAGGCGACCACCCCAAGGUCGGCGGCGUCCAGAAGGGAAGUGACAGCGGCUAGGGCAGAAGCGGAGGAGACAUCACCUCAAACCAUCACACAGGCGUUUGUAGGCUCAGUUAGUUCCUUGCUGUUUGGUCGCAAGGGGGGGUGGCUGUAGAAGGAAUCCGAUUAUCAUCCGGUGAUCAUCCACACCUUUAAGUUAAAGCUUGCUCUGGACUGUAGUGUUUUCUUUUACGAAAUGAAAGCCAAGCCUUACGAUCGAGUUUAACAUUAUGGUUUUAUUUUGUUUAAGCACAACGCGGAAACGAUUUUUUGUUGGAGAACAAAAUAUACAUUUUUUCGUUUGCCGCCAAGCAGCAGCAGAAGCAACUCCUCCCUCAAUGCCUGUUAUCGCCACCUACUGAAACACUCGAAAGAGAAGAAUGAGAAAUAAGUGUUUGUAGCUGUGAUUUGUACAUACAUAUAGAAAAGGAAAUGUUUAAAUUUAGUAGUUAUUAAUCAAGUACUUCGCUUAUUAUUACGAUUAUGUUCGUUUAAAUUUACAAACAUACCAAACGAUGGCCAGUUUUUUUCGUCUAAAACAACAGAGUUCCCAAGCAGCUACAUAUAUACUUUUUAUCUUUACUAAAACUUUUGCCAAUUUUGUAUUUAUUUUCCCAUGUGUUUACCACUUUACCGGAACGAAAGAAAUAUUAUUGUACGUUUAGUUUUAUUACUCGAUUCGGACAAAGACGUAACAUUGAUUUCGUGUAUAGAGUGAAAGCUGGUGCAAAACUUGUAUAUAAGAAAAGAAGACGCAGAAGAGAGAAUGACAUUAAAUCAAUCUGUAACUUGGAAAUGUGGUAUCAAGCAAAAAGGUACAUAUAUUUUUUUACACGCAUAUGUAGUUUACGUUUUUGCUUCCCCGCCACACAACAAGAUAGAGGAGGGCCCUAAGAACUUUGUAUGCAUAGAUAUAUCAUAAAACUAUCGCUUUCAUGCGUAUACUCUAUAUAUUUUCGGUGCUUUGCUCUCUGCCAUACACAAACAUAAAACAAAAACA